Drosophila biarmipes is the source of this 279-nucleotide messenger RNA. RefSeq lists its product as uncharacterized. NCBI's taxonomy places the organism in Eukaryota, Metazoa, Arthropoda, Insecta, Diptera, Drosophilidae. The record is from RefSeq and is a predicted model, not a curated record.
AUGCAGGGACAAGCUGAGCUGCAGGGCUCAUUGAGCACGAAUGGGAAGAUGGCGAGAGAUAGAGUGCCCACAAAAGUAUGCAACAUAUUUCACAGUUCGGGGCAGAUGGCAAUGGAAAAGGACAAAACAGACCCCAGGGAAGGCGCCUCUGUCGCCAUGUCACACGCCCACUCUCGAAAGCGUGACUGUUACUUGCAGCAUCCCAGGGCACCCGAUGCCCCACAAGACCGCCUAUCGCCACCCCAGAAUCACCCCUUCCAUUCGAGGAAGAAUUUUUGA